Messenger RNA from Kickxella alabastrina, 1855 nucleotides. RefSeq lists its product as uncharacterized. The transcript has a single exon. The record is from RefSeq and is a predicted model, not a curated record. Gene Ontology annotation, cellular component: intracellular membrane-bounded organelle. The coding region runs from base 185 to 1759 and encodes 524 amino acids. Gene Ontology annotation, biological process: magnesium ion homeostasis. Lineage: Eukaryota; Fungi; Kickxellomycota; Kickxellomycetes; Kickxellales; Kickxellaceae.
CAUUGCUUGUGGUAUCUGCACCUUCCUCUCCUUUGCUAACAACCCCCGUUUCCCUUUGCUAAGCUUUUAAACACGUUCUUCUGACUUUUAAACUUUAAACUCAGCCAUUGAUUUAUUGAUAAAUAAAAAAACACAUAUUUUGCUUCUUGUUGUUUGUUUCUCAAUCUUCAUACCAUUAUCACUAAUGACCGAGUCUAUACGAACCACAGCCUACAGCAGGACUGGCUUUGUCCUUAUUAUUACUUUUCUGAUACUUUUGCAAAGCGUCAAUGGCAGUCCGCUAGAGCAACUGGGCGCGCCAUUGCCGAGCGGCGCCCACACGCCAAAACACCAACCACUGACUCCCGGCACAAGGGAGUACUACCUGCGCCUAUUACUAUGCGCUGUACUCGUACUCGUCGGCGGCCUGCUUGCAGGCCUAACCCUGGGUCUAAUGUCGCUGGACGAGAUGAACCUGCAGAUACUGGCAACGUCCGGUACGCCCAAGCAGCAGCAGUAUGCCAAGCGCAUCCAGCCGAUUCGUAAGAAUGGCCAUUGGCUCCUGGUGACCCUUCUGUUGGGCAACACAGUGGUCAACGAGACGCUGCCGAUUAUCAUGGACUCUGUGUUUGGCGGCGGCGUCAUGGCUGUGGUGGUGUCGACAGCGUCGAUUGUGCUGUUCGGCGAGAUUAUCCCACAGUCGUUGUGCGCGCGCUUCGGGCUGACUAUUGGCGCCUUUUUUGCCUACCCUGUGCGCUUUCUGCAGUAUCUACUGGCGCCUCUCGGCUAUCCCAUUGCCCUUCUGCUGGAUGCCAUCUUGGGGGCUGACCAUGGCGUGACGUACAAAAAGGCGCAGCUAAAAGAGUUGGUUUCUCUGAGCGACACCGCGCACGGAGGCAAUCUGUCAGCCGAUGAAAUAACCAUUAUUAGGGGGGCGCUGGAUCUCAGCGAGAAGAUGGUCGCCGAUGUCAUGACGGAUCUGAAAAAUGUCUUCAUGGUCGACAUCAAUGCCCGGCUGGACCGUAGGCUGCUGACUGAGAUGCUGAGGCGUGGGCACAGCCGGGUCCCCGUUUAUGAGGGCGAGCGGGCCAACGUUGUCGGCGUGCUUUUGGUCAAAUCCUUGAUCCUGCUUGAUCCGGAUGAGGCUGUGCCUGUGCGCGACGCGCAUAUUGCGUCCAUACCGCUGGUCACCACGACGACAUCACUGUACGACAUUCUCAACGCCUUUCAGGAGGGCGGCAGCCACAUGGCUGUGGUCAUUGGGCAGCCGACCAUUGUUUCCGACUCGUACGCCAGCCUGGCCCUAUUCGACUACGUCGAUUCCGGAGAGUCCACGCUCGCCGACACCACGCCCUUGCUCUCGCCGGACAAUACCAGCAGGCCCAACUACCUGCUGCCGAGCGCCAAUCAUGACGCCCUCUGCUCGCAUGUGCCCAUUGGCAUCAUUACGCUGGAGGACGUCAUUGAGGAGCUUAUCCAGGAGGAAAUUAUCGACGAAACCGACGAGUUUAUCGACAUGAGGAGGCGGAUUAGGGUUGUGCGCGCUGCCACUGCGCAUAUGAUUCAGCCGGGGUCGGCGCGUCGGCAUUUGAGCCGCGGCCUGGCGUUCAGCUCGCGCAGACGACAGAAGCUUCAGAACCACGACGGAGUGCGCCCACAGUCGGUGCCUGAAAGCCACAUAUCGGACCACGUCUCAGCACAUGGCCAGCAGCAUAGGUGGACUGUCAACACGACGCAUUCGUAUGUCUCGGACUCGCCGUCGUUUGGUAACGGGUUUUAAUGGCAUUUGUCGAUGGUGAAAGCUACGACGAUGAGGAAAUCAUCGGUUUAUGCGCAUUUACAGCCAGCAAAUCCAUUUUUUUCUUUGUUCUUCCAC